AUGACUUGGAAUAUGACAUCCGUCUCUCAAGUCAACACAUCAACAUGGGCUGGAAUAAUCGAUUCAACAGACAGAAUUCCCAAUGUCUUCAUUGCUGUGCUGAUAUUCAUCACUUUUCUGUUUGGGCUAGUUAUGAACAAUCUAGGUUUUAAUUCUUACCGUUACCUGCAUGUUUUCCACCCACACUUUUACAGAAGACACAUGAUGCAUCGAUAUGCCACAGCUAUCUGCAUUUUCUUAUGGUUGUUGGCCAUCGUCUGUAGCUCACCUUAUGGUGUGAUAAGAAAACUCAAAAUUGAAAACAGCCCUGCUAUCUGUUACAGUGAUUACAAUCUGUCUGGGAAACUGAAUAACAAAGAGACACUUCUGGUCAAAGAGAGCUUUUUCAUAUUUCGUGUUAGUUCUGGUUAUCUGAUUCCCUUGUUUGUGAUCUUGUUUUGUUAUUUACAAAUUAUACUCAAGAUGAAGAAGGAGAUACUGACCAGGACUACCAAGCCCUACAAAAUCAUCUUAAUCCAGUGAUAUAAUUUUUUUGUCUGCAAACUGCCCUUCCAUAUCUAUUUUGGAAGAAGGUUGUGGUCUACAAUAAAUAAGAAAAAGGGAAGUUUUGGAGGAAGAACCCUGGAAAAAUUAAAGCCCAUUGCACUAUGCUUUGCCUGUUUUAACUUCUGUUUCACCCCAGUAUUUUGCCUCUUCGCUGUAGAAAGCUUCAAUAAAGUAUUCAAGAAGUCUAUAAUGUUCCUGAUUGAGUCAAUGCUUAAUGAAGUCUUUGCGUCCUCGAACAAGAGACUGGAAGAAAAAACAACCCCUCAUUCCUCAUCUAUGGUCAUAUAUGAAAGCCAUGGUGAUAAUAGAAUUGUGCUUUCGGUCUCAGAUAAAUUGUAA
Messenger RNA from Pelobates fuscus (common spadefoot toad), 885 nucleotides. Its product is annotated as probable G-protein coupled receptor 33. Gene Ontology annotation, biological process: positive regulation of cytosolic calcium ion concentration; complement receptor mediated signaling pathway; inflammatory response. NCBI's taxonomy places the organism in Eukaryota, Metazoa, Chordata, Amphibia, Anura, Pelobatidae. Gene Ontology annotation, cellular component: plasma membrane. Gene Ontology annotation, molecular function: G protein-coupled receptor activity; complement receptor activity. The record is from RefSeq and is a predicted model, not a curated record.